ACUUUGAUGUUGUUAUUACAUAAUAACGCUUUACGACUGACCAUUUACACUGCGCGGAUACUAAAUAAAUCAAUUAUGCGGGAAUUCAAAAAUAUGAAAUGACUUGAAUUCCUGUCGCUUUGUAAAACAAUGAAGUAUUCCUGACCCCCCGAGUUGAGAAACCGGUUGUGUUGACCUGGUGUGGUGGUAUCUGUCUGACCAGUCUCUCAGUCUCUCUCAGUCACUGACUUAAUGACAAACACAUUUCGUUUUGUCAAGCAAAACAUUAAAAGAUCCACGUUUUGCACGUACCCUCGAAAAAACAACGUGCAUUUAUCGGACAGACAGGAUCGAGAUCAAGCCUAUAGGCCUACUGUACAUUAAAGGUGGCACCUACGCAGUUUGAUGAUGUUGGGUCAGGACAGGAAAAUAUGGACCACCGGUCAAUCUCGAAACACCAUAGAGUCUUUUUGGUCUGACAGUCCUCCAGAGACCAUGACACCAGCCAUCUCCAGAACCACUGCAGGGGAGAUAAACCAUUGGUGGAGCCAGAUGAAAUUUCGCCACCAGCACAGGAAGGGAUGGAAUGAAAUGUUAGAUGAGACCUUUCUCAUGCAGAGCAAGAGAGAAAAUGACAUUCGCCUUUUUUCCGCCACCAAGGAAAAUAAUGCAGCCUGUAUAAAGAAACUUCUGGAUUGUGCAUCUACAGAUAUCUUUGAGAGAGGUGAGCUCGGAGAGACGGCUUUGCACGUGGCUGUGUUGAAUAAUAAUUUCGAAGCAGCUGUGGCAUUAAUGGAUGGAGCACCAGAGCUCAUUAAUGAACCUAUGACAUCUGAACUUUACCAAGGUCUAACUGCCCUCCACAUUGCUGCGGUUAAUCAGAAUGUCAACAUUGUCCGAGAGUUAAUAGUUAGAGGGGGUGACGUGGCGACACCCAGGGUCACCGGCAUGUACUUCCGCAAAAGAAGAGGAGGUCUUCUGUACUUUGGUGAACACAUCCUGGCAUUUGCAAGCUGUGUGGGGAAUGAAGAAAUCAUCUCAAUGCUAUUAAAAGCCGGGGCCAAUAUUCGGGCUCAGGAUACCUUGGGUAAUACAGCCCUGCAUUUGUUAGUGUUGCAGCCCAAUAAAACAACGGCUUGUCGGAUUUUUGAUAUCCUGAUGGCGCGAGAUGCAGAGAUGGAGUCUACCCUCCCUCUAGACAUGAUUCCUAACUACAAAGGCCUCACAUCUUUCAAACUCGCUGCUAAGGAGGGCAACCUUGUGGUAUUCCAGCAUUUGGUUAACCGCAGACGUGUUAUUCAGUGGAGUCUGGGACCAUUGUCAUCCAACCUUUAUGACCUGACUGAGAUUGAUUCCAGAGUGGACGACCUCUCCGUGCUUGAGAUAAUUGCCAGCAGUCAGAAGAGAGAGGCCAGGAGAAUUCUCGAGCUGACUCCAGUACGUCAGCUUGUCAGUCUGAAGUGGAAUCUUUACGGGAAACAUUACUUCAGGUUGUUGAUGCUGGUGUAUCUGCUGUACAUUAGCAUAUUUACUGUGUGUUGUGUAUACCGCCCUCUAAAGGAUCUUCCCGAGAAUUACACCAAAGCUGACAACGACCAAACCACAAAAAUGCAAAAAAACUUAAAGGAAAGUUAUCAGACACAUGCAGAUCACAUGCGUUUGAUUGGAGAGAUUAUCAGCGUCAUAGGAGCCAUUAUAAUUCUACUGUUAGAGAUUCCCAGUAUUUUGCGAGUGGGGGCUAAACGCUACUUUGGCCAAAGCGCACUCGGAGGCCCUUUCCAUGUAACUUUGGUUUGCUAUGCAAGUUUGGUCGUGAUUCUGUGCAUUCAGAGGGUGAGCGGAUUGGCCGGAGAGGAUGUGCUGAUGGCUUGGUCUCUGGUUCUUGGCUGGUCCAACAUGAUGUACUUUGCCAGAGGUUUUGAGAUGUUGGGUCCCUAUGUUAUUGUUAUUCAAAAGACAAUAUUUGGAGAUUUGACAAAGUUCAUGUGGUUGUCCCUCAUUUUCCUCAUUGCAUUUUCCACUGCCUUGUGGAUGGUGUACAUGACUCAAGACCCUUAUGCUGUACCAGCGUACUGCUCCUUCCCCAUCACCAUAUUUUCCCAGUUUGAGCUAAGUAUCGGACUGAUAGACCUGCCUGUGGAACACACUAUCUACACCCAUCCGGUCGUACACUGCCUCCAUGUGUGCUUUAGUGUGGUCUCUUAUAUCCUCCUGUUCAACCUCCUGAUCGCCAUGAUGAGUGACACACAGUGGAGGGUCACCCGGGAACGUGAUGAACUCUGGAGGGUCCAGGUGGUGGCCACUACUCUGAUGCUCGAAAGAAGGUUUUCACUGCGUCUGUGGCCAAGGCUGGGUGUCUCUGGUCUGCCUUAUGGCCUCGGUGAACACUGGUACCUCCGGGUGGAGGAUCGCAAUGACCUGUUUGCACAAAAAAUGAGACGUUAUAUAAGCGCAUUCUCCAGGGAUGAAGAAAUUGAGGAAAAGGGGAAGGGUAGUACCACAAAUGAUCCAUUGCAAACCAGUUCUACUGUGGAGCACAAGCCCUUGGCCAAAAGGAGACCACUAAGAUGUUGGAAUAUUAUUCGUCAGAGUAUAGAAUGUGAAAAAGAAGAAAAUGUGGAUUCCCCAGAUGUGAAGUUUGUCUGAAAACAGGUCAAUAUUAAAGGGACGGUUCACCCAAAAAUGACAAUUCCUUCAUCAUUUACUCUGUUUGCGCUCUGUCCGGGUCUCCCGUUAGUAUUUGAGUGUGAUUGACGCGCGUCUACAUCUAAAUACGCAGUCGCAAACAGACAAAAGUCAUUCAGGUUUAAAAUGACAUGACGGUGAGUAAAUUAUGACAAAAUGUUCAUUUUUGGGUGAAUUAUCACUUUAAGUUAUGUAAAUUUAAAUGUUGACGUAUAUGUGUAAAUUCCAGUUAACUUAUUCUGAAUUAUUUUAGUGUUUUACAGUUUUAAAUAUAGAGAAUCUGCAUUUGGUAAACAAACUUGAACUGUGAAAUCAGUAGAAGCAAUACAAGUGACAUUUUUCAAUGAGAAGUACAGUAUGUACAACAUUUAUUUUAGUACAAUGAGAUGAUUUAGUUACAAAGGAAUCUGAACAAACUGUCGGUAUAGUUAAAAUGUAUUGAGUUAUAAUUGUGAAAAAUAAACUAUAUCAUAAUAAACUUCUAAAAAACA
This is a messenger RNA of Triplophysa dalaica, 3155 nucleotides long. RefSeq names its product transient receptor potential cation channel, subfamily V, member 6 (gene trpv6). Gene Ontology annotation, biological process: calcium ion import across plasma membrane. Gene Ontology annotation, cellular component: membrane. The record is from RefSeq and is a predicted model, not a curated record. Gene Ontology annotation, molecular function: calcium channel activity; protein binding. The transcript is spliced from 18 exons. Lineage: Eukaryota; Metazoa; Chordata; Actinopteri; Cypriniformes; Nemacheilidae. The coding region runs from base 385 to 2625 and encodes 746 amino acids.